AUGGCGAGUUGCUCCUUCGCUCGCGACCAAGCGACAAGGAGACUGAGGGCUGCAGCAGCGGCAGCGGCGACAGCUCCAGCAGCGGUGGCGACCACCCCGCUUCCUUACUCGGGACCGCCGACCGCACUCAUUGGGACCGGGUCGUCUUGUCCGGGAGCCAUGUGGCUCUCCACGGCCACUGGCUCCCGGUCAGACUCGGAGUCCGAGGAGGAGGAGGACCUCCCCGUCGGGGACGAAGUCUGCAAACGCGGCUACCUGCGGAAGCAGAAGCAUGGGCACAAGCGUUACUUCGUGCUCAAACUCGAGACCGCCGACGCCCCAGCUCGGCUGGAAUACUACGAAAAUGCCAGGAAGUUCCGGCACAGUGUCCGCGCCGCGGCGGCUGCGGCGGCGGCGGCCGCCUCAGGCGCCGCGGUGCCCGCGCUCAUCCCCCCGCGGCGCGUGAUCAUCCUGUACCAGUGCUUCUCGGUGAGCCAGCGAGCCGAUGCAAGGUACCGGCACCUCAUUGCCCUGUUCACCCAGGACGAGUACUUCGCCAUGGUGGCCGAGAACGAGUCGGAGCAGGAAAGCUGGUACUUGCUGCUCAGCCGCCUCAUCCUCGAGAGCAAGCGCCGCCGCUGCGGCACGCUCGGCGCACCGGCCGACCGAGGGCCGGCCGCGCGGGCGGCAGCGGCGGCGGCGGAGCCACCCUUCUACAAAGAUGUGUGGCAGGUAGUCGUCAAACCCAGGGGGCUGGGGCACAGAAAAGAGCUGAGCGGCGUGUUCCGGCUGUGCCUGACCGACGAGGAGGUCGUGUUCGUGAGGCUCAACACCGAAGUGGCUAGCGUGGUCGUCCAGCUCCUGAGCAUCCGUCGCUGCGGGCACUCGGAGCAGUAUUUCUUCUUGGAAGUCGGCAGGUCCACGGUCAUCGGUCCGGGAGAGCUCUGGAUGCAGGUGGAUGACUGUGUCGUGGCCCAAAACAUGCACGAGCUCUUUUUGGAGAAGAUGAGAGCCCUGAGUGCCGACGACUACAGAGCCCGCUGCCGCAGCUACAGCAUCAGCAUCGGUGCCCACCUGUUAACCCUGCUGUCCGCUAGGAGGCACCUGGGCUUCCUGCCGCUCGAGCCCGGCGGCUGGCUCAGGAGGUCCCGCGUUGAGCAGUUUUGCCACCUCCGGGCCAUCGGUGACGGGGAAGCCGAGAUGCUCGUCACCAGGCGCUUCGUGACACCCAGCGAGCCCGUGCCCCCCUGCAGGCGAGGAAGACUGUACCUGCCCAGAGCGCGCAGGUCCAGGAGAGCGAUUUCCAUGCCAGCGAGGUUUUUUCGCCGGUUACCAGCCAGCCAGGUACGUGCCCCGCACCGUGAAGCAGCCGCUAGCGACAGAGCUUGCCUGUCUGCUGAAGCUGCUGGCUCUGGCUCUAGCAACUCUGCGGAGGAAGGCAAUCCCCAGAGCAAAGAGGGUCAGGAGGGAAGUGGAGACGACUACAUGCCCAUGAACAGCUGGGGCUCAGGAAACGGCCGAGGCUCGGGAGGUGGGCAUGGCUCAAGUGGCCAAGGCUCCAGCAGUCAGACCUCCGGAGGAAACCAGUGCUCUGGCGGGGGCCAGGGAUCCGGAGGCGGCCAGGGCUCAAGUCGCCGGCAGGGCUCUGGAGGUGGCCAGGGCUCAGGAGGAAACCAGUGCUCCAGAGACGGACGCGGCACUACCGGUGGGCAUGGCUCCGGCGGUGGCCGGGGAGCCGGAGGUGGGCAAGGCUCCGGCGGUGGUCAAGGACCUGGUGAUGGCCAUGGCUGGGGCAGAGGCAAGAACUCUGAAGGGGACAAGGGCUCAGGACGUGGGAAAGGUUCCAAUGGUGAUGGUGACCGUGGAAAAUCUCUGAAGAAAAGAUCCUACUUUGGCAAAUUAACUCAAAGCAAGCAAAUGCCACCACCUCCAGCGCCGCCGCCGCCGCCUCCACCCCCAGCAGCUGGGGCAGCUGUUGCCAAGGGAAAGUCUGGAGGAAGAUUCCGACUUUAUUUUUGUGCUGACAGAGGAGCCACAAAAGAACGCAAAGAAGCCAAAGAACUGAAAGACCUGGAGACCCCAGUAGGUGCUGCUCGGGGUCUCCACAGAGCAAGAGCUUUUGAUGAAGAUGAGGAUUACGUGUACAUGCCAAUGAGGCCCGGGGUGGCUGCCUCUCUGGCAGGCUCCAAUGAUUAUAUGCCCAUGGCUCCUCAGAACGUCUCUGCUUCACGAAAGCACCACUCUCGCCUACCUUUUGAAGAUGCCAGAGGGUACAUGAUGAUGUUUCCCCGAGAGAGCCCGCCACCUGCCCCAAGUCCUCCCAAGGCGGCCGAUCCCAAUAAAGAAGGUGACUCAAAGGGUGAUGGGGACAGUGACUACAUGUUUAUGGCUCCUGGGGCCGGUGCAAUUCCAAAAAACCCCAAAAAUCCGCAGGGUGGCGCUUCCUCGAAAAGUUGGAGCUCCUACUUCUCUCUGCCAAAUGCUUUUCGGAGUUCAUCCUUGGGACAGAGUGACCACAGUGAGUAUGUGCCAAUGUUACCUGGAAAGUUCCUGGGAAGGGGCCCGGACAAAGAAGUGUCUUCUAACUGGGGCCCCCAAGACACAGGUCCAACACCUUCAGUUGAGGGGUCACACUCAAAGCCUAGAAAUGGGGGGGCACCCUUAAAGCCUUCAGAUGAUGGGCCCCCAAAGAAUAAGGCUAAGAGACCUAACCGACUCUCUCUUAUGAUAAAAGGGAAUACAAUGAAGCCCAAACUGCAAAAGCCCAGGAGGGAGCAGAGACAAGCUGACUACGUCAACGUUGACUUCAGUGAAAGAGUUCGCAAUAUGCCAGCCCCUUCUACUCAAGGACUGCCAGGUUCGUGGGGUGCGAUUGCUAAUCCCAGACACUCACUCUUUUCUAAUUACCUGAAUGUUGAGUUCGGAGUGCCAUUUCCAAACCCAGCAAACACCCUCUCAGAUCUCUUCUUAAGGGCUAUGCCAGGUGCCAACCCCUUCUCUCUGGACGGUGCUAGGUGGCCACUUCCUCUUCUUCCUCUCAGGGCCACGGGUAGCAAAGCUCAUGGGGAAGAGGGGGACUGCAUCCAAGUGAUUUUCAAUCCAGCGAUGACACCAGCCGUGCCUUUUGCUGACAGUGCCAUUCGCUAUGAUGCUGAAACAGGUCGAAUCUAUGUGGUCGACCCAUUUUCGGAGUGCUGUAUGGACAUUUCACGCUCCCCUAGCCGAUGCUCUGACCCCCAUCCUGUAGCUAGGCUGCUGCAGGAAGAAGAGCACGGAAGAAGACACCCACCGAGCCGUUCGCAAACUUUCUUUGCAGCCGCCAGAACCGCAGUGUCGGCUUUUCCAACUGACAGCCUCGACAGAGACCUUUCUGCCUCCUCAGCCUCGGCCGCUGCUUGGGCAGCAGCGCCAACCUUAGCCGUGGGCCGGGCGUUAGCUGCAGCCUCGGCGCUCGCCGCUGCCCCGGGCAUCGGCGCAGCCGCCGCCAGCUUCGAGGCCGCCGCUGCGUUUGACUCCGCCUCCGGCCGCUGGUUCCAACCUGUUGUUGCUGCUGCUGCCGCCGCCUCCGCCGCCGCCGCCGCCGCCGCCGCCGCCGCCGCCGCUGCCGCCGCUGCGGAUGCCGAGGCGCUAAUGGGGAUGCAAGACGUUGCCGGUGGCUCGAGCCCUGGAGCCCCAAACCCAUCCGCAGACCUUGUCAGAGGCGAGAAUGGGGCGGGCCGGGCCGCCACUCCCCCACGGCCACUUCGCCGUCGCUGGGUCCGGAGACCCCCGGAGAGAGAAGAUUCUGACAGUGACAACUUUUACCUGAGAAUGGGCCUUGUCAAACCUGACUACAAGAAGUUUAACUCUCCCAAAAGAGGUUGGUAA
Molecule: messenger RNA, 3846 nt
Organism: Lepus europaeus (European hare)
Lineage: Eukaryota; Metazoa; Chordata; Mammalia; Lagomorpha; Leporidae
Gene: IRS4
Product: insulin receptor substrate 4
Exons: 1
Coding region: 1-3846 (1281 amino acids)
Biological process (GO): insulin receptor signaling pathway
Cellular component (GO): plasma membrane; cytosol
Molecular function (GO): phosphatidylinositol 3-kinase binding; insulin receptor binding
Source: RefSeq, a predicted model, not a curated record